AUGAAACGAUCUUCUAAGGAUAUCCAUUAUUAUGAAGCAUUUUCAAUGGCACCGCCAUCAUUUAUUACGAAUCUAACAACAGUACAACCAGCUUCUGAGUUUCAUGCUAAAUCAAGCGAUGAUAAAGAUGAGAAUUUGUAUCAGUCAACAUCAGAUGAUGCUCCAUCAUCUGAAAUACUUACUAAUGUCAAUGUUCAUCGGAUAUUUGAUUUAUUUACAUUAAUUUGGUAUGAUUCACUCGUUAAUGAGAAUAAAGAAGAAGUUGAACAAGUACAAGAUAAAUUACGUGAAUUUAUAUCUUAUCUAAUGAAAUUCACUAAUAUUGAUCAAUGUAAUCAAUAUAUUCAAGAAAAUACAAAUGAAAAAAUCAUUUUAAUCCUUUCAAAUCCAUCCAACAGUGAACUUCUCUUACGAAUUCAUCAAUAUGAACAUUUACAAGCGAUUUAUAUAUACUCUAAUAAUCAAACUAAAGUGGAAGAAUGGUCGCUGAAGUACAACAAAAUAAUUGCUGUUGUUACAACUUAUAUGGAUUUGAUUUCAAUUAUUAAGAAAGAUCAACCAAUAAGAAAAAGAAUCGAACAGCAAUCAAUUUCAACGAAUUUCUAUAAAAAAGAUCAGUUCUUUAAUGAUGAACAUACUCAUAUCAAUCUUUCAAUUGAAAAUAGUCAAUUUGUUUGGACACAGAUUUAUGUAGAAAUUCUUCUUCGAAUAGAUCCAAGUGAUUUAGUUCGAUCAUUUCAUGAAACGAAUGACUUAUGCCGACAAUAUUAUCAAGACAAUCCAACACAACUCCAAGAAAUCAAUGAGUUUAAAUCCAGUUAUACACGUAAACAAGCUAUAAAAUGUUAUACUCAAUGGACAUUUCUCUAUGAACCAUUGAAUAAAGCACUUCGUCAAAAUGAUCUAAGUACAUUGUUUAUUUAUCGGUUUUUUCUUUACGAUCUCAAUAAAAAUUUGGAACGAUUACAAAGAAAUUUGAAUGAAUCUAUUAUUCAUGUUUAUCGUGGUCAAAUAUUACGUGAUGAUGAAUUAGAAAUGAUGAAAAAAUAUCAAGGUUAUAUCAUAUCGAUUAACAGUAUUUUCUCGACAAGUCGAGAUCGUGAUGUUGCUAUGAUGUUUGCUCAAUCAAGUAUGAGUAAUAGAGAUCAUCGAUAUCAACCGGUUAUAUUUGAAAUCGAAGCAAAUACACGAUUUGAUUCAGAUGAAUCUCGUCCAUUUGCUGAUAUAUCUAAUGACAGUCAAUUUAAAGUAGAAGCAGAAGUUCUUUUCAUGGCUGGAUGUGUCUUUCGAUUGGUUAAUGUUCGAUUCUGUGAAAAAGAACAGUGUUGGUUUAUUCAACUUCAAUUAUGUAGCCAACAUGAUCAUCAAUUAAAUGAUUUCUUCAACUGGCUUCGAAAUUCGAUUUGUAGUCAAUCUAAUCUUGAUUCUGUUUUCUAUGUUCUACGUGAUAUGGGUCGUUUAAAUGAAGCUGAACAAUUAUACCGGGAACAAUUACGUUAUACGAAUUCGAAUAAUCAAUUCUUUACAUUGGUUCAUCUAGGACAAAUUGCUCAUGCUAAACAUGAACAUAAACAAGCAUUGCAUUUGUAUGACCAAGCAAUGCAACAUCUCGAUAAACAGAUCGAAACAAGUACUAUUGGAGCAUUGUACAAUUUCAUCGGUGAAGUUCAUAUAGAAAAUGAAGAUUUUUUAUUGGCUUCAUAUACUUUUAAACAGGCAUUAAAAUAUUUACGUCAUUCAGUAGGAAAUGAUCAUCUUGAUACAGCCAGAACUUAUGAAGAUCUUGGAAAAGUUAAUUAUGCUCAACAUAACUAUGCUUUAGCUUUAAAGACUUUGAAAAAAUGUUUAAAUAUUCGACAAAAAUUUUUACCUGUUUUUCAUCCAAAUUUAGCAAAAACUCAUUUUCUUCUUGGACAAACUUAUGAACGACUUAAUGAGUUCUCAAUGGCAAUGAAUCAUUAUAAAUCAACAUUAUCAAUACAAGAAAAGCACUUAUCACCUACUGAUACCAACUAUCUUCAAACGAUACAAGCUAUAAACGCUAUCUCAAAGGUGAAUAUGUAA
Messenger RNA from Adineta ricciae, 2064 nucleotides. Lineage: Eukaryota; Metazoa; Rotifera; Eurotatoria; Adinetida; Adinetidae. The record is from the annotation of a GenBank genome assembly.